AAACUUUUUGUUCACCUCUCUACUAUUUUGAGCUGCCGACUGUAAAGUACAUUUCUUUGUCUGAUCUCCGGCGGUUGAGUCUUGUGGUUUGAUAAUUUUCGCCGAACUGAACGAUUUGUUUUGAUCAAGUGGCGGCUGAACAGAAAAGGAGCCAGCUUAGAUUUCAGGAACCUGAAAUGACCGAAAACUCAAAAAAAUUGAGCGAAAUCUCUUGUUCUUUCUCUGAUUUCCUCUCUAAAGUAAUAAUUCUACUCUCUUUCCCAGCAUUGAAUCGUACUGUGCUCGACUGUUGUUCUGGGUUUCAUCAUUUCAAUGAGCUUUGGCUGAUCUGUAAUCUAGAAUGUUGUUAAAUUGCUUAUUUCUUAAUCUGGGUAUUAGUCAAAACUUGAUCAUAUCUACAAGCUAGUAGGUUGACACAAAAGGCAAGAUUGACUGGUAGACAGAGAAAGAGAGCUUCACUGGAACCUUUUUCUGAAUCUUUAUCCCAAAACUUUCAAGAUAUAUACCCUAGAGUCACUUUUUUCGCCACCCGAAAAAUUACUAGAACAAUUUCACCGAGCAUGCCAGCCGACUUAGAUAACUCAUCCGCCAUGAACGAUUCUACAGCUUCUGGCGAAGCAAGCGUCUCUUCUUCCGGUAAUCAAACCUUGCUCCCCAAAGCCACCACCAAGAAGAAGCGAAACCUCCCCGGAAUGCCAGAUCCAGAUGCGGAGGUGAUUGCUCUGUCUCCGAAGACUCUUAUGGCAACGAAUCGAUUUGUUUGCGAGAUCUGUAAUAAAGGGUUUCAACGAGACCAGAAUUUACAGCUCCAUCGUAGGGGCCACAAUCUUCCAUGGAAGCUUAGGCAGAGGUCAAGUAAAGAGGUAAGGAAGCGAGUCUAUGUGUGUCCCGAGCUGACUUGUGUUCAUCACGAUCCUUCACGAGCAUUGGGCGAUCUCACUGGGAUUAAGAAGCAUUUCUGUAGAAAACAUGGCGAGAAGAAGUGGAAAUGUGACAAGUGUUCGAAGAAGUACGCGGUUCAGUCUGAUUGGAAGGCUCACUCAAAGAUUUGUGGAACCCGAGAGUAUAGAUGUGAUUGUGGGACUUUGUUUUCAAGGAGGGAUAGUUUUGUUACGCACAGGGCGUUUUGUGAUGCAUUAGCAGAGGAGAGUACUAGAGCACAGACAGUAGUUGCACCCCCAAGUGCAGAUGAGGACCCAAAACAACAGACGGUUGCCUCACCGCCACCUCUGCAGCCACCACAACAACCGCCAGCACCACCACAGGCUGUUCCUCAGUCAACUGCUGUGAUAUCUUCAGUUUUGCAAAUUCAAAGCGCAGACAAUCCCAAUCCCAAUCCCAAUCCCAUUCCUGCACCGGUUUUUAAGGAUGCAACGACGGGAAUGGGCUUAGCUGGAAGCAGUAGCUCAAGCAGCAGUGGAAGUAGCAGUAGCAGUGUGUUUGCAAGCUUGUUUGCUUCAUCAACAGCUUCAGGAAGUUUACAGCGUCAAUCAACUGGAUUUACUGACUUAAUUCGAUCCAUGGCUCAUCAUGAACAUACACCGGACCUCGCCCCAUCGUCAUCUAUAGAACCAAUAUCUCUUUGCCUUGCAACAAAUCAUGGGUCAUCAUUUUUUGGAACUGCAGUGCAAGAGCAUCAGCAGUAUGCGCCACCACCCCAGCCAGCCAUGUCUGCAACUGCACUGUUACAGAAGGCUGCUCAGAUGAGUGCAGCAGCAACAAACGCCUCAUUGUUGAGGGGGUUUGGAAUCGUUUCCUCUUCAUCUUCAGCAGGGCAGCGAGAAUGGAAUGGGCGACCAAUUGAGCUGAAUGAUUCCGUGGUGCCCGGGCUUGGACUGGGACUGCCCAUUGAUGGGGAGUCUGGUUUGAAGGAAUUGAUGAUGGGGACUCCAUCAGUGUUUGGUCCCAAGCAUACUACAGUUGACUUUCUUGGUUUGGGGAUGGCUGCUGGUGGUGGCCCAACUAGUGGACUCUCGGCACUAGUGACACCCCUCGGUGCUGGCCUUGAUGUUGCAGCCGCUGCAUCAUUUGGUGGUGGAGAAUUCGCUGGAAAAGACACUAGGAGGAGCUCAUGACAUAAGUUUUCUGAAAAAUUCCGAGGUUGAAUGGGCUUUAGUUACUCAAAUUUACAUGGGUGUACAAUGUACAGGCCAGAGGGUUAUGGUAUGGGGCUUUGAAUAAUUGAUGAUGUUGCAGAAACAUCUGGUAUGAUACAAUAUUGAUGCUCCAACAUGCCCUUACUGAGGUAGGCAUUGAGACCAUGGGCAGUUGAGCCUUUUUAUUAUUCGACUCUGCUGCCAUUUCAUGAAAAAGUGACAUUUUCUUUCCUCUAGAUGUGACGAGGGUGUCACAGAUUGUGAAUGUAUAUACAUUGAAUGUGUGAGAUUAGUAUAUGAUAGAAGAAAACAACAGCAAAACUAAUUUAUGACAAAGUUGAUUUGGAUCUCUGUAAUCUGAAUUGUUUCAUUUUAUCGAACCCAAAGCAUGGGAGGCCCGGGAUUUAUUUAGUGUUGACUGAAUGGG
Ilex paraguariensis (yerba mate) is the source of this 2523-nucleotide messenger RNA. Lineage: Eukaryota; Viridiplantae; Streptophyta; Magnoliopsida; Aquifoliales; Aquifoliaceae. The record is from the annotation of a GenBank genome assembly.